This is a messenger RNA of Seriola dumerili (greater amberjack), 2487 nucleotides long. RefSeq names its product transmembrane and coiled-coil domain family 3 (gene tmcc3). Bases 244 to 1638 code for a protein of 464 amino acids. The record is from RefSeq and is a predicted model, not a curated record. The transcript has 5 exons. Lineage: Eukaryota; Metazoa; Chordata; Actinopteri; Carangiformes; Carangidae. Gene Ontology annotation, cellular component: endomembrane system.
UGUUGCCGCCGUCGGUCGGUGUCCAACAGCGGCGGCAGCAGCAGCAGCAGCAGCAGCAGUAAGUGGGAGCUGUGAUGGCAUGUGUUGCAGCGGUGAUGUUAACGGACAACGGUCAACUUUACACCUGAGGACAACAAAACGGGAGACCCAGUUGGAGUCCCGAGAUUAUGUCCGGAGCUCGUUGUGCUGCUGUGGAGAAAAGUUUACCAGAAGUAGGGAUACAGUUACAGCAACGGCGGUAAAAUGGCGGAGCGCAGCGCCUGCGAUGUCAACAUCCUCAGCAUCCCGGUGCCCAUCCGUCGCGGCGGCUCGGAGUCCAACCUGGACGUGGUGGACAGCGUCGGGGAUGACGGAGUGGGGCUGGAUUUCACCAAGGGAGCGCUGGGUAUCGACAGCCUGCAGCAGAAGAUCCUCAAGGUGACGGAGCAGAUUAAGGUGGAGCAGGCGGCUCGGGACCAGAAUGUGGCGGAGUACCUGAAGCUGGUGAACAACGCCGACAAGCAGCAGGUGUCACGUAUCCGCCAGGUGUUUGAGAAGAAGAACCAGAAGUCGGCGCAGACCAUCGCCCGGCUGCAGAGGAAGCUGGAGCAGUACCACCGUCGCAUGAAGGACAGCGAGACCAACGGCAAGCACAGCCACAAGGAUGGCAGCAGCAAGGAGUCCGGGACUCACAGCAAGGAGGGCAGCCUGCGGGACGUCAGCGCCACCGGGCGCCACCCGGCGCUGGAUAAAGUGAAGACGAUCGGACCCGGCGUGUCGCUCUCGCCGCCGUUCUUCUUCAACAAGUCGCGGGAGUUCGCCAACCUCAUCAGGAACAAGUUUGGCAGCGCCGACAACAUCGCCCACCUCAAGAGCUCCAUGGAGUCGGGGUCAGGGCUGCAGGUGGAGGGCGGGGCGAGGGGUCUGAGCGGCAGCGCCACCACAGUAGCCAAGACCACCAAGUACCAGAGCGACGACGAGUGCUCCACCGGGACGUCCGCAUCCGCUGACUCUAACGGGAACCCGGCGGGGGGUUCGGGGGCAGGGUCCGGGGGUCCUGGGAGGUCGGACUCCAACGGGCGUCUGGGGGAGGUGCUGGACAUUGUGCGGGAGAUCAGGGAGGCUCAGGGACAGCUGGCCGAGGACAUGGAGACUAUGAACGCACAGUUCAAACGAGACUACAGCUACUUCACACAGGUGCUGCAGGAGGAACGAUACAGGUAUGAGCGGUUGGAGGACCAGUUAAAUGACCUGACAGAGCUGCACCAGCAUGAGACCAGUAAUCUGAAGCAGGAGCUGGCCAGUAUUGAGGAGAAGGUGGCUUAUCAGGCCUAUGAGAGGGCCAGGGACAUACAGGAGGUCCUGGAGUCGUGUCAGACCCGUGUGUCGAAGCUCGAGCUGCAGCAGCAGCAGCAACAGACGGUUCAGCUGGAAAACACUGACGCGAAGGUGCUGCUGGGGAAGUGCAUCAACAUCAUGCUGGCCAUCGUCACCGUGAUCCUGGUGUGCGUCUCCACGGCGGCCAAGUUCACCGCCCCGCUGCUACGUAGCCGCCUCCACCUGGCGCUCACCUGCGUGGGCGUGUCCCUGUUAGCGCUGCUGUGGAAGAACUGGGAACAUCUGCAAUGCGCUUUGGAACGAUUGCUCCUCCCGCACUGAUCCACACUGGACGACAAAAUGAGACCAGAAAGACUUUGUCCAAACCCUGGAGUCCAGGUCUCCCAGGAGGUGUGUUGUCAUGGCAACACAAAAACUGGGGAGGAGUUUACAUGUAGCCUUACACCAGCCCCAGCUCCCCAGCAAUUUUGGGCUUCACGUCGACUUGAUUUAUGGCUUUGUGCUUUGCAUGUCUAAAUUGGGUCCACACAGAUCCACAGUAAUUCCAACCAACAACACACAGAUGUAAGCUGAUAUACAACUGAACCAGUGCGACAAAGCUCUACUACGAAUGCUCAAGGUGCAAACACACACACAUGGCACGAAGCUGCCAUAAAGGUAAAUCACUACACUCAGAACAAUCAGACAAAAACAGGAUAAAUCAGCUGGAGUUGAUCAGAUAUGAGCUAUUUUAUCGGCUCCUCUGGUCGUCAGGAGACUCUGGAUCGCACCUACAGACACUAAAGUCUAAAUAUAAACAAGUGGGCUUUUAUUGCGGCGUGGACAUACAGUGAUUAUUCUGUGUCCUUAAAGGGAAGAGCACCUGUUACAGCACCACCUCACACCUCUAAACAAACACUCGCUGGCUGUGUGUGCGUAAUGCCAGUCGAUCCGUUUUGCCUCCUUGUACACCAGCCAGCUGUCACUAACAACAAAGACACAUCCACCUGAAGGUUGAUUUGUGUUGUGUGUCUGUACUACACUGUAUUUAUGUGGUGUUUUUUCUUGUCAGUGUCUCAUUCAAAAGGACAAUUUUGAAGCCUGGGACACGUUGUUUUAAGCCGUGGUUGUGUUUGUGUCUGUCUGAGUGUGUCAGUCUGUGUGUUUGCGUACUGUACGCCUGCUUGUGUG